AUGUUAAUGCAGUCCACUUCACAUCAUAACCCUUGUGUGGAAGAUCUUACUCUUAUGGAAGGUGAAAGAUGUCGUUUGUACGACUCUGUCUUUGCUGUGAGAAAGCAUGUGCUCGUCUCUCUCAUUUUCCUCUCAGCAGCUAUAGACUGUGAGGUGCGGCAGUGGGGUCCCUGGUCUCCGUGUUCAUCCGUCUGUGGGGCGGGGACUACAGAGCGAAGCCGGCAGGUAGCCACGCCCCCACGCAACGGAGGCACGCCCUGUCCCGACCUCAAACAGCGCCGCGGGUGUCUCGCGCACUCCGAGACCUGCAGUGCAGCUAAAGAAGUGGCCAAACUCCUGCCUGACUCAUUCAGGCGGAACUUUAAGGACCCAUGGAGACGGCCGCAUAUGCUUAUGAAGGAGGAGAAGAAGAGUUACUGCGUGCAGAUGCGUGUGAAGCAGGCGAGCGCUGCGUGUAAGGUGAAACCGUGGAGCGCCGGCUUGGUCCGCGAACGCUCCGUCUGCAUCGAGUGUCAAAGCGAUGCCAUGACGACUGAUAACCGCUGCCGUGGCGACGGGCUGCAGAACAUUAGAACCUUCUGGUCCGCUGCAUCAGCACCGGGUUGCUCUGGGUCAUGGGUUCGAGAGUCAUUUACUGAGGACUGCCGGUGUCCGUCUUACUCCAUGAUUUUCGUCUGAACCAAAACACAACUUUCAUUUCGAGGGACACGGAUGCUCCAAAUUAUUCCACAGGAGUCCUCCAACAUCUGAAACCAUCGAAAGCUAAGCAGUCUGUCACCUUCCUGUGCAUCUGUGCCUCCACCAACCCAACACACAAGCCUGUUCUUCUGAAGCUCUGCUAUCUACCUCCAUAAUGCACCUGCACCCGUUUCUGAUGCCUUCGAUUAUAGAUUUCACUCUGUACUAUUUUUCUACUCUCAUCUGUCUUCUGAUUCAUACGUACUGUAUUUAUAUAUGUUUGAAUGUACUUCUGUGUGUCAGUUUGCACGUGUGUUUUUGAAUGCAAAACUCGAUAAUGCACGAGUCGCUGAAAGACAAGCUAAUGUACAUGAAUGUUUCUAUUUGGUAGUAUUUUAUUUUCAGGAGAAAAUCUCUUCUUUGAACGAUCGGUGCACAAUACUACAGUGCCUUAUGAACGCCACUUUCACACUUUGACCAAAGCCGCUUUGACAUCAGCGUUUCCGUUUUGUUUGCACGGUCUGAAAGCUGUGUUUGAAACCGUACUCGAUUCCUCAUGAAAAUGAGAUACGGUUACUGUGUUUUCAGUUGGUAUAAAAGCAAAGCAAAGCGCCCUAAAUUGUGGUCGUAAACCGCAACUGAUGACGUAUAAUUUGCCCGCAACAGUAUAAAUAAUUUCUUAUUGCUGCUCGUCUCUGCAGAAAUUGCCUUUCCAUAAAAUCAGAUUUAUUUUAUUAAAAUAAAAUUCCAAUUUAUUUAUUAUUACAGCAUCUCUGACUCUUAAUAUACUAUAUAAUGACUUUCACACACACAUAUAGUAAUCAGGAUUGCACCAAAUAAAUGCUUUUUAGAUUGUUUUUAUUUGCCUUUAAGUAAUAUUUCAAUAGUUUUAUUGAUGCUUUUGUUGCCUUUUGCUAUUUGCGAUGUUAUUCUUAUUCCCAUCACACAUUAAACAGUCAUUCGUCUCAGUUAAUUAUCUUUCAGUGCUUGCUGUUUCAGUGUCCUAAUUGGCAUCUCAGUGUGAUUCUGAUGCUGUGCUUUGAGUAACGCAGUCACUGGCGUCACCGAGCCGUAGUGGGUAUUUAGCGUGCAUGUGCUCAUUACAGAUCAAAGGGCUCGUCUUGCUUACAUGCACCCUUCUGCACACAUACUACGCUCACUACAUUUAUUUUGUGGCAUUUCUUGCAUGCUUGCUCAGCAGCAUGCUAGGUACAGUAUACUUAAGAUUCAGGUAAUCAUGUGUUUUCUCACUAACACGCUUGAUGUUCAGUUUGUAGGAUGGAAUGUGUCUGAAUGAACAACCAGCACAGUUACUCUAACCAGUACUUUCUGCGCUGCUUUACAUAAACAAGUUUGAACACGUGGCCAGAUUUGUUAUACUUUUAUGCUUCUGCUUAAAUGCUUUUAAUGACUUUUGUAAAAACAAAAAAGAAACAUUUAAUUUUCUAACAAAAA
This is a messenger RNA of Sinocyclocheilus grahami, 2133 nucleotides long. RefSeq names its product somatomedin-B and thrombospondin type-1 domain-containing protein. Bases 1 to 678 code for a protein of 225 amino acids. NCBI's taxonomy places the organism in Eukaryota, Metazoa, Chordata, Actinopteri, Cypriniformes, Cyprinidae. The transcript has 5 exons. The record is from RefSeq and is a predicted model, not a curated record.